CAGCUCGGGGCUAUCAGUCUGCACUUGUUUACGCUCAAUUUCAUUGAGAACGUCGCACCGCUGCACUCGGGAAUUUCUCGAUGGAGGUGUUGGCUUUGGCUUGAGCUUGGGAGAAUCCCAAUCUCGGCCAGACUUUUCCCGGUGUCGCUGCCAGUUGGUUGAUAAGACAGAUCGGUACACUUGGCUGCUCUAUGACUAUAUAAAGCGUGUUGUUCUCAACACUUAGCAUCAGUUGUCAACGGCUAAUACGCGGGAGUCAAGCUCAGAAUUCAACCACAAAAACCAACAACAUGAAAUUCCUAUCACUCGCCUUCGUUUUGGGUCUGCUGGCUCUGGCCAACGCCACUCCCCUGAAUCCUGGCAAUGUCAUCAUCAAUGGCGAUUGCCGCGUCUGCAAUGUGAGGGCCUAAGGGCAGCGGAGAAUGAAGGAUGCCAGUUGAAGUUCACACAGCCACACAUAUUUUUAAGUCGAAAAUGUAAUAGAAAUUCCUAGAAUCAAGUGCCCAUAUUAAAUAUAUUCCAAACAAAACAACAUAUUAUUUGUAAUGGGGAAAUAUUAUUGAUUUCUAUAGAUAACAACUGAAAGGCAGUUGAGGUUCAGGCAAACCACUUAAAUGUAUUCCAAUUGCAAAAUGUAUUACAAAGUUCUAGGAAAACAAACUAUGAAACAAUCACUUGUCAUUAAAAGACGCUUAAAGUCAGCUUAAUAUUUGUUAUUUGUUAGUUUAGAGAUCUGGAAUGAGAAACAAAUUAUUGAAAAUGAUCUUAG
This is a messenger RNA of Drosophila melanogaster (fruit fly), 769 nucleotides long. It is a transcript of the gene BomS3, whose product is annotated as bomanin short 3. The record is from RefSeq and is marked reviewed. Gene Ontology annotation, cellular component: extracellular region. Gene Ontology annotation, biological process: defense response. NCBI's taxonomy places the organism in Eukaryota, Metazoa, Arthropoda, Insecta, Diptera, Drosophilidae. Bases 291 to 410 code for a protein of 39 amino acids. The transcript is spliced from 2 exons.